Messenger RNA from Camelina sativa (false flax), 1135 nucleotides. The record is from RefSeq and is a predicted model, not a curated record. NCBI's taxonomy places the organism in Eukaryota, Viridiplantae, Streptophyta, Magnoliopsida, Brassicales, Brassicaceae.
UCUUCUUGUAUCAUAUGUUUGAUAACGAUGGAGAGAGUAGAUUAUGAUCAACUCAAGCGUUUGCAGGGAGAGAAGAGGUCGUUUAGAAUGGUUAAACCUUUUACCUAUUAUGGGGAAAAAGGAGAAUCAUCCACCGAAGCUCAUCAUGCUAGUGUGAACGAUAGCAAGAGAGAGAUCAAAAGGAUAACGAUGAGCUCCUGCAGCUCAGGCAAACGACAGAAGAUGAUUCAUGUGUGCGAAGAAGACCCUAAACAAAACCCUAAUCAUGAUGCUUGUUCUACAAGUUUGUGCCAUGAGGAGUCCAAGAGGCGUGGACAAGUGGUUACCAACAAAAAGGUUAAAAGAAGAGAGCCCGUUGAAGAGAGGGGGAGGACACCUGAAUGGCUGGUUAAAGUGAUGAGAGAAGAGAAUGGUACGGACGUGAAGAUGAUAACGAAGAAGGACCUUGUAUGUAGUGAUCUCAACGAACAUUAUGCACGUCUCUUGAUUCCCUGGAACGGCAUAACGGAUAUGGACUUUAUGAACGAGGAGGAGUUGGGUAUCGUACACCAACAUUACAUAAAAGUGACUAAAAAAGGAUUGGAUUUUACCUUGGUGGAUUUGAAGGGUAAAAGAUGGGGGCUUAACCUCAGGAGAUGGGAUAUGGGGCCCAAUUCCAACUACGUCUUGGCUACAGGGUGGAACAAGGUCGCCGCCGAUAACAGGCUAGAGAUAGGCCAGACGCUUUGGAUUUGGUCCUUCCGCACCUUGGGGAACAAGGUUGUCGCCGGUGCGGACCGUACCCCAGACAAGCUCUUUAUUGCUUUCGUUCCUCUGGAUCCAGCUCCGGCUCUGUCUCUGUCUCUGGCUCUGGUUAGGGAUCCAGCUCCAUGUUCACCUCCGGCUCAAGCUGAGGCUCAAGAAGAGAGUGUCAGAGUAUUUCCAGUUCCAUAUAAUAACUGGGAGAGGACGACUCGUCUCGAGGCUUUACAAGAGUCAGGUAGGAGAAGCUCACUGGUCCCUGUCACAGAGCUUGACCUCGAGCUCCGGUUGUAACUAGAAGAUUCCGGCCAAAUGAGCUCUGCUAUGUGACCAAUCUCUGUCUAUAGUCGAAUCUAACACUUAACUCUAUUUCUUUUGGUGUUUUUUGGUUUUU